UCAGGGAAGGUGCAGGGUAGAUCCUGUGUUGCACUUAAAUUCAGAAAGCGAUCUUGCACUUAAAAAAAUUCCUAUGGGCUGGGUAGGAGGGGCUCAGUCCUAGAGGCAGGGCUGGUGCUGGGAGCAGAAGAUCCGGGGGCAACGACACACAAGGGUAAAGAAAGCACCAUGCAAGGUUUCUUUCCUCUCUGCUGCUGUUGCAGAUACUUGUAUGGAUAAAGCUUUCUUCCUCCUCACCCACCUGUUUCUGUUUGCCUGUCUAAUCUGUGUAUGUGUGUAGUGGCACUGGGCAUGCUCGCUGGUGAAGGCCUCUCUCCACAGAAUUCCCUGCCAAUGUGUCUUGAGCCUGACUGGGAGGAGCCACUUUAAGGGUGAGAUGAGAGGUUCGGCCGAUCGCUGCUCCCCGUGGCCGCGGUUCGCUGCUCCGGGCCAGUGGGAGCUGCUGGACGACACUGGUGCACUCCGUGUGGGGCUACUGUUGAAGAUCACAUGGAAACUUCAGCUAGUGGAGAAUAUGACAUCUUGUUCCAUUAGUGAUGUUCUUAGACAAAUGUAGAGUACCAAUGGAAUCCAAUUUAUGGAUUUACCAUAAAAAAGAUGAUGAUGAAGAACUCUUGCUUGCAAAUGUAGAGGCAUUAAGGAAUCAACUGAGGAAGACUGAGAGAAAUCUACAAAAUCUAGGGGAAGAGCUUUCCAGUACUAGUUCGAGUGAACAAUCUGUCCACAGCUCUCAUUUCAGUGAGUUUGUUGGACUAACACUGGAAGAUCUUGAUGAGCCGAGCUGCACUGAAUUUCAAAAUUAUUCAGCUCAUAAGAGUGCUGGUAAAAUGUCCCACCAGAGCAGGGAUUCUCAAAGAAAAUCCCAAACCAAAUCUUACCCAGUGUCCGCUCCUUUUAAUAAAAGUAUGGAACAAGAAAAUGAGCAUCUUAGAGAGAAGCUGAACACCCUUCGAGAGCAAAAUGCAUCUUUUACUUCCCAGAACCACUGUCUAAUGAAUAAAAUUGAAACUAUCAACUUUGAACUGACUCAGUCAAAAACGAGAAUCUCUUUUCUUGAAUCAGCUUUAGGUACACAUUCAGUCAGUAUUCCUAUGUUAGAAGAACAGAUUGCAAAUUUGGAAGCAGAAGUUACGGCUCAAGAUAAAGUCCUGAGAGAUGCAGAAGAUAAAUUAGAGCAAAGCCAGAAAAUGGUGGUAGAAAAAGAACACAUUUUGCAAAGGUUUAAAGAAGAAUAUAAAAAAUUGAAAAUGGAUUUAAUUGAUCGAAGCAAGCAAGGGAAGAGAGCUGAACAGCAAAGAAACGAGGCUCUGUUUAAUGCUGAAGAGCUGACGAAAGCUUUUAAAAAAUACAGAGAGAAAAUAACUGAAAAACUUGAAAAGGUUCAAGCUGAAGAAGAAACUUUAGAGAAAAAAUUAAUUAAUUGUGUAAAAGAAAAAGAAAAGUUGCAUGAAAAAUGUGUUGCCUAUAGAAACGAACUUGAAAUCACAAAGGAACAAUUAAGCCAAUUAAAGGAUGAGAACCGUAGUGCAAAAGAAGAGAUGAAGAGUCUAGAGGCAAAAAACACUGAAAUUGUGUCACAGCUUACACAGUCUGAACAGAAGAUCCUGAAGCUUGAGGGUGAACUUAAUGACAAAGUAGUAGUACUUAAAGAGAAAAGUGCCCUAGUAAGUGAAAAUGCAGAGCUAAAAGCACUUAUUGCACAGCAAAAUGAUCGCCUAAAAUUAUGUCAUCAAGAAAUUGAGGAUUCAAGAGAAGAACUGAGCACCUUGGAAACUAUUAUCUCCCAGUUGUCGCUAGGUACAUCUAAAGAGUUUACAUUGCAUCACUCUAAACGUCAAAUGGCCAGUUCCUCCGCAAAGGAAGCUAUGUAUGCCUCUUGUUGUGAAUCAAACAAAUCCCUGAUUGCAGACCUAAGAAUCAAACUGGCAACGAAAGAAGCAGAAAUUCAGAAGCUUCAGGCAAAUCUAACUGUCAGUAAAGUAGCUCAACAUCUUUCUAAUGAUUAUGAGGGACAAGAAAGUGGCAGAUUACAUGGCCUAGAAACAGAACCUGUAAAAUUGAUUGGAAAUCAAACAGAAGAGAGAAAAUGUCAACAAUUGGAACUCAUCAGUAAACAGUUUGAAAAAGAGCGUCGAAGAUUCACAAGAGAGAUAGAAGAAUUACGUGCUAAGCUGUCAAAAGCAGAAGAGGAGAAUUCUUCUUUAAAGACCAGCAUGGCCCAGAGAGCCGGUCAGUUUCAAAUUAUACAGGAAGAACUACUGGAGAAGGCUGCAAAAACUACUAACUUGCAGCGAGAAAUAACAAAGAAGUCCUCUCAGCUUUCAGUACUUGAAAAGCAGUUGGAAGAAAAGACAGUUGCUUAUUCUGCUGCUGCUGUAAGAUGUACUGAGCUGGAUCAGGAGCUCAUAGAAAAGAAUGGCCAGAUUCGCAACUUGGAAGCAAAUAUCAAUGAAGAACAUGAGCAAGUAACUAUAGCCUUUGAAAAAGCAAAGUUAAUUCAUCUUGAACAGCACAAAGAGAUGGAGAAACAGAUUGAAAUACUUCAGACUCAGCUGGCUAUGAAACACCAGCAAAUUAAUGAGCUAGAGAAGACCAUGUUUGUUUUACAAGAAGAUAUUCUAUGUAAACAGCGUCACCUUGAAUCAUUGGAUCGGCUGCUGAUAGAAAGCAAAGAGGAAAUGGAAAAGCAAAAUAUCAAGAAAGAAGAAGCUUUGAAAAUGUUGCAAAGCCAAUUAACAGAAGAAACAAUCAAAGUCAGACAACUAGAGUCAGCACUAGGCAUUUGUAAGGAAGAACUUAGAUUGUAUCUGAGUCAAUUAGAAGAAAAUAAGGAGUCAUUUGAAAAGCAGUUAAAGAAGAAGUCUGAAGAGGUGCACCGGUUACAAAAAGAAAUAAAACUAAGAAAUCAUAAUCUUCAGGACACCACUGAACAAAAUGUCCUCCUACAGCAAACUCUGCAGCAGCAGCAGCAAAUGUUACAACAGGAGACCAUUAGAAAUGGAGAGCUAGAGGAUAGCCAAAUUAAGCUUGAAAAACAGGUAUCAAAACUGGAGCAAGAGCUUCAAAAACAGAAAGAAAACUCAGAAGAAGAGUUGAGAAAGGCAGAAGGGAAGCUCCUUAUAGCCUCUCAGGAAGUAGAUUUAAAAAGACAGAAGGUGGUUGAACUUACUAGCACAACUGGGCAGAUUAAGCUGGAGAUGGAUCAGUGCAAGGAUGAGCUAAUUGGUAUGGAGAAAGAACUAGUGCAUUUAAGACGAGAUGGUGAAACUAAAACAGUGCGGUUAAGUCACUUAGAAAUGACUUUGGAGCAGACUCAGUCAGAACUAAAUAAAAAAACACAACAAGUGAGUGAUCUGGAAGAUAAACUGCUUCAGAGUGAGACUGAGCAAAAGGAUGCUUUACACAGAAUAGAAGAGCUAGAGGCUGAACUACAAAAUGCCCAUGGAGAAUUAAAAAUCACUUUGAGACAAUUACAGGAACUGCGAGAUGUGCUACAGAAUGCACAAUCCUCUCUGGAGGAGAAGUAUGCUGCUAUCAAGGAUCUAACAGACGAACUUAGGUAUUGUAAGGAUGAAAUUGAGGACAAAAAGCAAGAACUUCUUGACAUGGAUCAGGCAUUGAAAGAAAGGAACUGGGAACUGAAACAAAGAGCAGCUCAGGUUACCCAGUUGGAUAUGACUAUUCGUGAACACAGGGGAGAAAUGGAACAAAAAAUAAUUAGAUUAGAAGGUAGUUUGGAGAAAACAGAGUUAGAAAUUAAAGAACGCAAUAAACAGAUUGAGAGCUUAGAUUGCAAGCUACAGCAUUCUAAAGAUGAGAUUCGUGAAAAAGAGUUCGAACUGCUCCAGAGAGAUCAAGAAAUAAAUCAACUAAAAAAGGAAAUUGAAAGAAAACAACAUAGAAUAACAGAUAUUGAAAAAACAGUGAAAGAUCAGGAGAAGUGCAUUGCAGACCAGUACAAGGAAGCAUUAGAUUUAGGUCAGCAGUUGAGGCUAGAACGAGAACAGAUGCAGCACAUUCACUUGGAGCUUUUGGAGACUCGCCGGCUGUUGGUUCAAGCUCAAAGAGAAACAGACAGACUCUCGCAAGAACUGGAAGAAAUGAACCAUCUGUCUCGAGAAAAGGAAGCUCGUGCAAACCGUUUGGCAGAAGAACUGGGUGCUGCCCAAGCACGUGAAGCUCAGUUACAAGCAAAAAUGCAAGCCGAGAUAAAACAGCUUUCAUCAGAAAUAGACUCAUUGAAGGAGGCUUAUGAGCAGGAGACUGGGCUGGGGAAGAGAUCUGGAUGCAGAAUUGGAAGUUGACCUCUUUUCCACUCCCCUCUCCUCCCCCAACCCACCCCACCUGGAAUAUAUUUUUCUGAGGGCUGGUGAAAUCAUCAGGUAACAAAUUUUCCUUUUUAAUUAUUAUUGCUUCUUUUUCUAUGGAGGUUGGUGAAGGUCUAGCUACAAUUGUUAGAAUAGUUCCAUGCAGAAAUGAGGAAAUAUGGGACUGCAUUCAAAUUAAAGGGUUGGGAAAAAAAAACUUCAAGAAAACUCAGAAUGGCUUAUUUAUAUUUUCUGAAAAUGUGAAAGGGGUUCCAGAAUACAGAUUGGCAGACUUGACUUAAAUGACAAAAGUAGAUUGCAUUAUUUCUUGCGGAAAAUGAAACCUUCAUAUCCCUAGUUUCUUCUUUGACUGAUUGCACGUGUGCUCUAAGCACAGUUAGUCAAAACUUUUUCCCUCAGUGGUACCCAUUGGGGCAGCUUGAGUGCCCGCUACUGCUGCUGCACGCUGACAGCGCUGGUAUAAAGUGCCCAGCUGACGCCCCUUGCGCCUCCCUCAGUUUCUUCUUACUGCCCAUGACGGUCGCUAGAACUGCUAUCCUUGCUUUUGCAAUCUUUCUCAGUUGUCUUUUCUUCUCUCUGUCUAGUUUGUUAGUUUUUAGUCAGUUUUAGCUAAUUUUAGUGAAGUUCCGUAACUUCAUGUUUUAGAAGAGUUUUGUCCAUUCCCCUGUGCCGAGGCAUGCUUUGAUGACCAGGCUUUAUGCUCUGCGCCUCCUGCAACUAGGCUAUGCCCCUGCGCAACCGUCACUCAAGCUGCCUGAAGUGCCUGGGAAAAGCUCAUGUUGGGAACCAUUGCCAGAUCUGGAGGGACUUUAAGCCUCGCUCAAAGAAGGACCAUGAGACCAGGCUAAAAUUUUUGCUUAUGGAGGCAGCACUGAGACCUCCAUCUGAGCAAGGCCGGUCAGACUUGUCACCAAGUGCCUUGCCAUCAGUAAGGAGUGCUCCUCCUACCGUAUUGGAGUCCUGGCACCGAUCACCAUCCCAGAUGGCUGAGAGGGGGUGAUCCCUGGCACUGACGAUGGCCAGGCCUGGGGAUUAGAUUGGUUUAGAUUGCACUCUACUCUUCUGUCUUGGUACUGCAAAAGUUGGCACCGUUGACUCUGACACCUAUGCAGACACUGUCGAGUCCAGGACUGGAAGAGCUGUUAACAUCUGUGCACAGCGCAGUACUGAUACUAUAUUGGUACCAAUCUGGCAGCAGCAAACGCCAUGUGAUUUCUUUUGCUGUUGGUACUGGUAUUACCGGCAAUACAAGAUUCAGUGUUACUGGUGCGUAAUGGACAGGAGGGAACCCACUGGAUCCUGUCAUUGUUUGGUACUAUGCCUUCGGUACUGUCAAAAGGGAAACCAUGGCACCAGUCUCUGGCACUGGUAGGAAUGGAACCACCAUGGACAUUGGAGAGAGACUGAAUUGGAGGUUGGGUCUUACUCCUCCCAUCCAAGGAGCCUCUCUCUAGCUACUCUUCCAGGCAUUUCCACCCUUCCAUGCAUCCAGACACAGGAGUACCAUCGAGUGCAUGGUCAGGAGGUCACUGGGGAUCUAUGCCAGUCCAGUGGUCCUUUUGGAACCCCUGGGGUUUUCCCCAGUUUCCAGGGCUUAUUCCAGGUGUGCCUAUUGGGUGACCUAAAAAGAAGGGCGUUAUUGUCCUCUUGGACAGAGCCUGGUCUGGACUCCGGUACUGACCCCGGAGCCGAACCGCAUGAACCAGCUCAACCAGAUCCUGCUGAGGAAGAAAGAGAAGAGCUUCCACAGCUGGUGCUGGCCUCCUUCCCGAUGAGGCAGUCUCAGGAGGAGUAGUGUUGCCUCCCCCAGAUGAUGAUGAUAAGGCUCACCAAGAGUUGUUGAAGAGGGUGGCCUUAAAUCUGGGCAUACAGGUGGAGGUAGAGAAAGUCCUCCCAUAUCCUGGUUGACAUUUUAGCCACUAUGGACCCCUCAAAAGUAGCUCUGCCUCUCAAUGAGGCCAUUAUGAUGACCCUGUUAAGACGUGGUGGCAGACCCCCAUGUCCCUUCCCCCCACGUCUAAAAGGGCUGAACAAAAAUACUUUGUUCCUGCCCAGGGUUAUGAGUUCCUGUACCCCCAUCCCCCGCCCAGGAUCCCUGCUGGUAGCUGCUGCCAAUGAGAGAGAGAGGCAGGGUCAACAGGAUGAAACCCCAAAAAUCAAGACUCAGAUUAAACUUGUUCAGUAGGAAAGUUUAUUCUACUGGGAGUUUCCAACUCAGAAUUGCAAACUAGCAGGCGCUGCUGGGCAGGUAUUAUUUUAAUAUGUAGGACUCCAUGCAGAAGUUCAAGAACUUGCUCCCACAAGAGACUAUGCAACAGUUCUCACUGGUGGACAAGGGAAAAAAAUCAGUGGUGAGGACCUUGUUGCAAGCCGCUUUGGAUGCGGCUGACUCAGUAGCCAAGUCCCUGGCUUUGGCAGUGGUCAUGUGCAGGAGUUUGUGGCUACAGUCCUCUCGACUCCAACAGGACCUAUCUUUUGAAGGAGCUUCACUCUUUUCAGAACACACUGAUGUAAAAGUGCAUGGCCUAAAAGACUCCAGGGUGACCCUUAAAUCCCUUGGAUUAUACACACCUGCUCCUUUCAAGGAAGCCCUACAGACCUCAAAAGCCAUCUGGUAUUCUGCCCUGGCUGGCUGUCAGGAUUUGCAGAGAGAGAGAAGCAGAGGUUUUAGGCAUAGGCCACCCCCCACUUUUACCUCAAUAUCAAUGCCUGCCCCCCCAGUCAUCCAGGGGGUUCUAAGCAGGCAUUUUGAUGGGAUGCUGGAGGACUUCCUACCAGUUCCUGUGAUGCCAGACUCUUUCACCUUUAUUUGUAAAUCGCCUUUUCCACUUUCUCAGUGUGUGGUUCCGUAUCACCCCGGACCAUUGGGUGUUGAGCACUGUGAAACUGUGAUGCACCUUCCAGUUUAUUUCUACCCUUCCUUCCCACCUUCCGCCCCAUCUCUUCAGGGACCCCCUCAUGAAGAACUUGUUGUCUGGGAGGUUCAAGCUCUCCUUCGGGUGGCUGAGAUUCCGUAGAAUUUAAGAGUAAAGGGGUUGUAUUCCAAUUAUUUCCUAAUCCCAAAAGCCAAGGGUGGGCUCAAACCCAUUUUAGACCUGCGGCUGCUUAACAACUAUCUCAAGAAAAUAAAGUUCUGCAUGGUCACCCUGGUAUCCAUUAUCCCCUCCCUGGAUCCCGGGGAUUUGUACGCCACCCUUAGGAGAUGCCUAUUUUCAUAAAUUGAUAUUCCAAGGACACAGUGUUCCUCAGAUUCAUAGUGAGCCACUCACAGUU
Molecule: messenger RNA, 7601 nt
Organism: Chelonia mydas (Green sea turtle)
Lineage: Eukaryota; Metazoa; Chordata; Testudines; Cheloniidae
Gene: CCDC18
Product: coiled-coil domain containing 18
Exons: 28
Coding region: 537-4304 (1255 amino acids)
Source: RefSeq, a predicted model, not a curated record